Molecule: messenger RNA, 498 nt
Organism: Cooperia oncophora
Lineage: Eukaryota; Metazoa; Nematoda; Chromadorea; Rhabditida; Trichostrongylidae
Source: the annotation of a GenBank genome assembly
AUGAGGAUUGUUUCAAAGUCAUCUGGUAGUCAACAGAUCAGAGCCCGAGAGCUGUCGGUGGUCGGCUUGCCAAUCUACUCAACAAAACGAUGUCUGGUUGAAGCAGUCGUCGAUGCUGUUGCAGCCAUUGCUCGAGGCGAUGAGCCAAAUCAUCUGUUCACCGCCUUGGCCGCAUUGGUCUCCGAUGGUCUCAAGGAUGAGGUCUCCUCGUGGAGUAUGAUACGCACUGUCACUGCGCCAGGUCCUGCCACGAAAGACGUUUAUUCUAUCGUGAACAAAUUGGAUUCGAGCGAGAAGUCCGAGAAUUCUCGUGUUGAACAGUUUUUCGAAGAGCUUUUUAGGGAAAAUUCUCUAGAUUGCUGGUUGUGUUAUGUUAUUUUGAAAGAGAACGUCCUUCGCCGCCUUUAUUCACCAGGCAGCUUUCUGUUGGACGCUCCUACAGCUUAUCGAACGCUCUUGUGGCGACUCGUCGACGCACUCGCUCUUAUUCCAGGUUAG